This is a messenger RNA of Benincasa hispida (wax gourd), 3553 nucleotides long. RefSeq lists its product as uncharacterized. The record is from RefSeq and is a predicted model, not a curated record. Lineage: Eukaryota; Viridiplantae; Streptophyta; Magnoliopsida; Cucurbitales; Cucurbitaceae.
UUGGCGCUUCUCUCUCGCUUUCAUUUCCCGCUAACAACCAAGCUUCAACUUCAAACUCUUGCCUUCCCAAACCGGUACAGUUUCCCGCCAUUUUUAUCCAGAAGAAGAUUCGUACAAUCUCCUUUAUGAUGCAGGAAUCAUUUCCACCGGUCGAUGACGAUGGCGCUGGUGUUAUCGGCUUCUUAUCGUUCAGAGACCGCUCUCUUUCGAGGCGAAAUCUCAAGCAGCAUCAGGAACAAGGCAAUGUGUCCUCUGAUCGCCCUGUCACGCGUUCUCGAUCAAACCUCGGCCGGUCCGAUAGCCGCCUCUGGUUUGCGUUCAGUAGGAGGUCCUUCUUCGUUUGCGCUGGCUUCGCUUUGCUCUUGCUAUUCAUGGUUUCGUUUUAUCUGGAGAGUUUGAUGACUUCGGUGUUCUUGGAAAGGAGCGAGAAAGCUUGGUCGCGCGAUUCAGAGUUGAAGCUCGGGAUGACGCUUAAGUUCGUUCCGCAGAGGAUUCCUCGGAAGUUUAUUGAAGGUAAUAAGGUUGAUCGAUCGCACUCGGAGGAUCGUUUUGGUUUUCGGAAACCUAGGCUUGCUCUGAUAUUGAGAAACAUGGAGAAAGAUUCACUAUCCUUGUUGUUAAUUACUGUAAUGAAGAACAUGAAGGAGCUUGGAUAUGCAUUUGAGAUUUUUGCAGUUGGCAAUGGAGAAGCGCGUCAAAUGUGGCAGGAACUUGGUCGGCUUGUUCUUUUAAGCCCAAAGCAGUUUGGCCAUAUCAAUUGGUUACUUUUUGAAGGCAUCAUCGUCGAUUCUUUUGAAGGGAAGGAGGCUAUUACAAGCAUUAUGCUGGAACCUUUUUGUUCAAUACCACUUAUAUGGAUCAUUCAGGAUGAUAUCCUAGCCAUGCGUCUUAAGAUGUAUAAGGACAGAGGCUGGGAGAAUCUCGUUUCUCAUUGGAGAAGUACUUUUAGCAGAGCUAGUGUUAUUGUGUUUCCCAAUUUUGCUCUUCCAAUGUUAUAUAGUGCGCUUGAUACUGGAAAUUUUCAUGUGAUCCAUGGUUCGCCUGUGGAUGUUUGGACUGCUGAAAUUUAUAAGAAGACUCACUUCAAGUAUGAAAUUGGAAAGAAACUUGGAUUUGAUGUAGAAGAUAUCAUAGUUCUUGUGGUUGGAAAUUCUUUCUAUAAUGAGCUAUCACCGGAAUAUGCUGUGGCUUUGAAUCGCCUGGGACCUGUACUGACCAAAUUGCCGAGGAAAAAUCCUGGAAUUUCGUUUAAAUUUGUUUUCUUGUGUGGUAAUUCCACCAACGGAUGCAAUGAUGUUCUUCAGGAAACUGCUUCACGUUUAGGACUUCCUCGUGGUUAUUUAAGCCACUAUGGGUUUGAUCAAGAUGUAAAUGGUAUUUUGUACUUUGCCGAUAUUGUUCUAUAUGAAUCUUCACAAAAUGUACAAGAUUUUCCUCCCUUGCUCAUUCGGGCCAUGACCUUUGAAGUCCCGAUAGUGGCACCUGAUUUGCCUAUUAUUAACCAAUAUGUUGUUGAGGGGUUCCAUGGGUUACUUUUUCCCAUAUUCAGUUUGGAUGCUUUGAUAAGAGCUCUCACUGAUCUUAGUUCAACUUCUGAUGGAAGACUCACUAGAAUUGCUAGCAAUAUUGCUUCAUCUGGAAGAUUACUUGCUAAAAAUAUUCUUGCUUCAGAGUGCAUUACUGGAUAUGCAAAUCUCUUGGAGGAAGUCCUCAAUUUCCCAUCAGACGUUAUAUGGCCAGGUUCCAUUACCCAGCUUGCAGAAGCAGUGUGGGAAUGGGAUCUCUUUUGGAACGAAUUAAUGCAAGUAUCUCCCAAUGAUCAACGCGAUGAGAGUGUUAAAAAGAAAUCUAGCAUAGUGAUUAAACUCGAAGAGGAGUUCUCUGACCUUGUUAGUCCCUUAAACAUCUCCAGUCCUGGAAAGAGAAUUUUGGUGCAUGAUAUCCCAACUCAACAAGAUUGGGAUAUUAUUGGGGAAAUAGAACGUACUGAAGAAUAUGAUAGAGUGGAAAUGGAGGAGCUUCAAGAAAGAACAGAAAGUAUAUUAGGUUCAUGGGAACGAAUAUAUCGUAGAGCACGGAAGUCUGAAAGGAUGAAGCUUGAAAAUGCGAAGGACGAGGAAGAGCUUGAAAGGGCAGGGCAGAUAGUAUGCAUUUAUGAGAUAUACAGUGGACCUGGAGCUUGGCCAUUUUUGCAUCAUGGUGCUCUGUUUCGUGGACUUAGUCUUUCUACGAUAGCACUGAGGUUGAAAUCAGAUGAUGUCAAUGCUCCCCAGCGGCUUCCCCUUUUGAAAAACAGAUUCUAUCAGGACAUUCUCUGUGAGAUUGGAGGAAUGUUUGCUAUAGCAAAUAAGAUUGAUACAAUCCACAGAAGACCCUGGAUUGGUUUCCAAUCGUGGCAAGCUGAUGGGAGGAAGGUCUCGUUAUCUAGAAAGGCUGGAAAGAUUUUGGAAGAAGCAAUUCAGGAGAAUACUAGAGGAGAAGUUAUUUACUUCUGGGCGUACAUGGAAGUGGAUUCUGGAGUCAUAGACAGCGAUGAUGGUCCCUUUUGGUACACAUGUGACGUCUUCAAUCGGGGACAUUGCUGUUCUACAUUUAAAGAUGCCUUUAGGCGGAUGUAUGGUCUACCACCAUCACAUUCGGAAGCUCUUCCUCCAAUGCCUGAUGAUGGCGGUCUCUGGUCUUCUCUGCACAGCUGGGUGAUGCCUACCCCUACAUUUUUGGAAUUUAUAGUGUUUUCCCGGAUGUUUGUUGAUUCAAUAGAUGCCGUGAACGGGAAGCUUGGCAAUGUCAGCGAAUGUUUGCUGGCUUCCUCAGGGCUGGAGAGAAGGCAGUGUUAUUGCCGGGUGUUGGGAAUCCUGAUAAAUGUGUGGGCGUACCAUAGUGGGCGGAGAAUGGUUUACUUAAAUCCACGUUCAGGUUCACUUCAAGAGCAGCAUCCACUUGAAGAACGUCAGGCCUUCAUGUGGUCUAAAUUCUUCAACAUCACAUUGUUGAAAGCCAUGGAUGCAGAUUUGGCUGAAGCUGCCGACGAUGACGAUCCCCUGAGACACAAGUCAUGGCUAUGGCCAUUAACAGGAGAGGUAUUUUGGGAAGGAAUUUAUGAAAGGGAAGAGAAAAAAAGGUAAAAGGGGAAGAAUGUCCACAGAGAAAAAUUUAGUAGACAACAUCCUUAAUCAUCAACACAAGCAAAAGCCAGUUGGAGAAUGGGAGACGCAACUAAAUAAUCUCUUGCAGUAAAAUGGGUUUGUUGCAGAUCGUAGAUAGAGGAAUAUGUUGUGAAUAUGAAUGAGUUGAUCGAAAGUUGCUUGGCAGAAGAAUCGUCAAUUCAAGUACGUUACUUUCUUUCAACCUCUUUUCCAUAAUUCGUCGACUCUGACAAAGUAGCAAUCAGCAAUUAGCAAUUACAUGUAUUCUUUGGACGAUGUAUAUAAUAUCUGUAAUCGACAUUUUUUGCAUCCAAUUUAGAAUCUGAAACUUAAUGAAGGAUACACAAACAUCUAGAUUUUUCUAUACCCAGUCUUACGAGAAUUUAUGAGAGGAUAAUGGUUCUGGC